Candidula unifasciata is the source of this 1487-nucleotide messenger RNA. The record is from the annotation of a GenBank genome assembly. NCBI's taxonomy places the organism in Eukaryota, Metazoa, Mollusca, Gastropoda, Stylommatophora, Geomitridae.
UUGAUCUCCCGCCUCGGAAGUUGGACACGGAAACGUCGAAAGUUCUGAAGCUUGAUCAUCUGACUAUUGGUAGUCAUGGAAACAACGAUAAAAAGGAGCGAAACAAACUGAAUAUAGAAGAGUUUGAGUGCGGCCUCCAGUUUGAGAGCUCCGAGAACGCCAAACAGGAAUGGUCAGUGACUCUUUACGACUUCGACGGCCGGGGCAAAAUCACCAAAGAGGAUCUCUCAAGUUUGCUGAAAGCUCUCUAUGAUGCCGUUGGGUCCUCUAUCAGGCUGCCACCAAAUGGCGCCAAGACCUUGAAGCUUCGUCUGUCCGUUGGCCAGGACACAGCCUCCCAGUUACAGCACAGCCACAAUGCUAAGUCUUCAGAACGCAGCAAAAACACAAAUAAACCUGCAAAAAAUAAAGUUCAGGAAUUUUCCAAGCUCAACAACCUGACAAGGACUCAGGUCAAAUGUACCAACGAAAAUCUGGCACAGUCGUCUGCUGUCACUAUUCAGGAUUAUGUGGCAACCCAAAAUCUGGACACGAAGAAUCCGAAAUCAAGUCAGCAGCAGUCUGGCGGGUUGCAUCUGAAGCCAGACCACCAACAACUGGCUCAUCUUGUACAGGAGAACAUGGAGAGAAACCAGAUUCGACAGCUGCGAAGGCAUCACAGUGACAGCAGAAACGAUGGCCAGCAGCAUCAUAAACGACGACAUCGGAUCACAGGAACUCAAUGUCCAGUCACCACAGUUUGCGCCGCGCUGUCUGCCACAAUGAAAGCUGUCAUAGCAGAAGGAGGUGGAGGCGGCAACACUGGUGCAGCAGGAGGUGCUCGACCUUCUGCGAGGACAGAUGAUACAACAGACGAUAAACCCAAGGAGAGUCAAGAUCGUAGGAAUUACUACCUAGAUCUGGCGGGAGUCGAAAGCAACAAAUCUAAAUUCCAGAACAAUCCUACAGUUCCGCUUGCAGGCUCAGGUUGUGUGAAAACUUCCGGUGGACAUCACAGGUCAAGGUCGCAUGAUGUAACCACUGGAACAAAAACAGAUAAUGGUACUGAGAAUAAUAUUGACAAUACCUUACUAGACAAAUGUGAUAAUAUUCGUCGAGAAAGUGAGUGGUUGAGAAAUAAACAUGGACGUCUUGAUCAACAUCACCCACGCUCAAAAUCGUUCGACCCCCAGGAGGUGACAGGGCAGACGCGAUCUCCCAAAGGUCACCAACAGCAACCGCCAUCAGAUCAAAUCCGUGGCAGUAGACGAUUUAGGCCAGUUAGUUUGCCGGGUCAUGUUCCAGUAAUGGUGUCCCCGCAUCAUCAUCGUCGCCACCGCCAUCGGGAGAAAGAUCGGGAUAUGGCGAUGCAGCAGGUGGCGCAGUGGAUAGAGCGUGAACAUCCUUGGGAUACAAAGGGUGAUCAGCUCAUCGUUCAGAGACAUGAACACCAUCACAUACACGAACACCAUCACCACCACCACUAUCACCAUUAUUAUGAAACGUGA